AUGGAAAACAACCCUGCCAACGACCACAACUCUGGUCUGGAGGAAGGAACACCGCUGAAGAACAUGGAUGAUCCCCUCACACAGCUCGAACAAGAAGCCGAACGCCAACGCGAAGCUGAGCGAGAUCUCCGACGAGAAACAAGACAGCGUCGAGAGCUGGAAGACAAACUCUCAAAGCUCGAAGCUGAUCUCAAAGCUAAAACUGCUUGGACCAACCGCGAAGUCAGCCCCCACAAGGACCAAGACCUGUUCACAAAGGAGAUCAUGAAAGCUAAAGUCCCAAAAGACUUCAAAGCCCCUGACAUGACCCCAUACGACGGUACGUCUGAUCUGAGCCAUCAUGUCAGCAAUUACAGAAGUCAGAUGUAUCUCACGGAUGCCUUAGAUGCAAUCCGUUGCAAAGCCUUCCCGACUACCUUGAUCAAGACGGUAAUAAAGUGGUUCGACAGCUUGCUGCCAAGGUCGAUAACAAGCUUCGAUGACCUUGCCAAGAAAUUCUUAGCUAGAUUCUCCAUCCAGAAAGACAAAACCAAGCACGCUCCAAGCCUGCUAGGGAUUCUAAAAGGAUAUUGGGAAAGCCUCUGCAGCUACAUGGAGAAAUUCAACAAAGCAUGCCUUGACAUACAGAACCUUUCUACAGAAGCAGCGAUUAUGGGACUCAUCAAUGGUCUACGAGAAGGACCCUUUAGUCACUCCAUGUCCAAAAAACACCCCACGUCCUUGAACAAGGUACAAGAACGGGCAGAAAAAUACAUCAAUAUGGAGGAGAACUCCCGAUUAAGAGAAACAUCGAAGACCAAAUUCUCCUACCUAUCUCGGGACAAGGAUAAAGAGUCCAGAAAAAAAGAAGACCAACUUACCGAGAAACCCAGAAAAUACCACAACUACACUCCUCUUCAAGUAUCCCUUGUGGAUGUUUACCAAGAGAUAUGCAACACUGAGAAGAUCUCACCCCCUCGCCCGAUUAAACACAAGAGAAGAGGAAGUCAGCAGGAGUAUUGCGAAUACCACCAAAUCUAUGGGCAUUCUACCAAUGAGUGUUACGACUUGAAGAAUGUCAUUGAAAAGUUGGCACGAGAAGGGAGACUAGAUCGGUUCUUAACCAAUAGAACGGAUGAAUCAAAAAAGAGAAGAAGGGAUGAAGAGGUCGGACGAGUUGAACGUCCCCCUCACACCCUUGAGAGACAUAUUCACAUGAUAAACGGGGGUUUCGCAGGAGGAGGGAUCUCUAAGUCAUUCCACAAAAGAGACCUCAAAGAGGUUUAUCGCGUCGGAGAAGGGGACAGGUCACUCGACUUCCCCACUAUUACCUUCACUCAAGAGGACGCUGCAGGCAUCAUACUGGGGCGUGACGACCCCAUGGUCAUUACCAUCAUACUCGCCAAUGCCAAUCUCCACCGAACGUUGGUAGAUCAAGAAAGCUCUGCAGAUAUCCUAUUCAAAUCCGCCUUCGACAAGCUCGGCCUAUAA
Arachis stenosperma is the source of this 1470-nucleotide messenger RNA. RefSeq lists its product as uncharacterized. The transcript has 2 exons. The coding region runs from base 1 to 1470 and encodes 489 amino acids. The record is from RefSeq and is a predicted model, not a curated record. NCBI's taxonomy places the organism in Eukaryota, Viridiplantae, Streptophyta, Magnoliopsida, Fabales, Fabaceae.